Sinocyclocheilus anshuiensis is the source of this 435-nucleotide messenger RNA. Its product is annotated as alpha-crystallin B chain-like. The transcript has 3 exons. Gene Ontology annotation, cellular component: cytoplasm; nucleus. The record is from RefSeq and is a predicted model, not a curated record. Gene Ontology annotation, biological process: negative regulation of apoptotic process; protein refolding; response to heat. The coding region runs from base 1 to 414 and encodes 137 amino acids. Lineage: Eukaryota; Metazoa; Chordata; Actinopteri; Cypriniformes; Cyprinidae.
AUGGAAGACCAAUCAGAGGCAGUGGCAGAUUACUACUGGUUGGAAUUUUCACCCCAAAAUGGCAGCCACGCAACCGAAGCGUCACCUAGUGGCUGUUACCCAAAAAGCAUCAGAGUUUCGCCUCUUGGUCUAUCCUCUUUGGAACUGUUUAUAAUCAAACUGGAUGUGAAGCACUAUUCUCCAGACGAACUGAUGGUCAAGAUCAAUGAUGAUUUUAUUGAGAUUCAUGGGAAACAUGAUGAACGGCAGGACGAGCAUGGCACUGUGGCAAGGGAGUUUUACAGGAAGUACAAGAUCCCUGACGAUGUAGAUGUAGAUCCAGGUGCCAUCACUGCUUCUCUGUCCUCUGAUGGUGUGCUGACCAUCUGCACACCACGCCACCCCUUACGAAAAUUAACCAUGGUUUUACAAUAGUAAAACUGUAGUAAACCAUGA